AUGUAUGAGGAUAUGAAUGCCUUAUACUCAGACGCGAUAACUCAAUACAUGUCUACAGAAAUCUUAGGUAAAGUGAACCCAGAAAAAGUAUCAGAUAUCCAAAGCAUUGCACCUGAUGCAGAUAUAGGUUAUACACUUGAAGUUGAUUUAGAAGUCCCAGUAUACUUACACAAUUACUUUACAGAUUAUCUAUUAACGCCAGAAAAGCAAAUAGUACCUGAAAACUGGUUAAGUCCAUAUAAUGUAAAAUUAAUACAAGACAAGGAAAUGGAAGGUGCUAUAUAUGAGACAAGGGCUAAAGGUCACAAAGAUCCACAGCGCACUCAAGAUGAGACAAAAGAGGAUCCAAUAAGCGAAUCAGUAUGCUUAAAGCCAAAAAUGUAUUCAGUUCUUCUAGCAGGUCAUGAUCUUAAAACUCCUGAAACGGAUGCAGAUUUUGAAAAAGAGUUAGAAGAGGAAGAAUAUAGAAAGUCACAGGAUGAAAAGAAAUGGAAGAAAAAGCAUGGCAUCUAG
Molecule: messenger RNA, 513 nt
Organism: Funneliformis mosseae
Lineage: Eukaryota; Fungi; Glomeromycota; Glomeromycetes; Glomerales; Glomeraceae
Source: the annotation of a GenBank genome assembly